AUGAAUGACAGCGAUCAGCCUCCUGAGAGUCGCGCUGAUCAGGGCCCCUCGGCAUCGCGAUACAAAAACCCAUGUGAUGCUGAGAGGAGCUCAGACUCGCGCUUGCAGCCCGAUGCUCCGCAUGCGGAUCAGGAGCUCGUGCAGAGUGAUGGCAGCAUCAGCGAACCGCCAUCACAACAAGCACAGCCAGCUCGUAAUGAGGGCCCGCAAGAAGUACACCAGGACGGCUCGAGGUACUUCAUCAGCGGCAAACAUUCAGAGCGGUCACUCCUCUUGCUAGAGCAACUGCAAAAGACCCAUCCAGUCACUGGCCGGUCCAAGAUUGCCCUGAAGAAACGCCGCAAUCGGAUACAGGCCGAGCUCGACCACUUUGAGUACUUGAUGGACAUGACAUCCCCGCAGGGACCACCACAAAUGCGCUCUUCUGCUCGCCCACCACAGGUACUGGGCAAUCAGCCACUCGGACACCGCAGCACCAACAUCACACCAAGUUCCAACAACCGCCAGUCCCGACAGAGCACCAUCGUAUCAGCCUCACAGCAAUAUCAACAAGAUCAAAACGGCGGCCAUUCCACAACGCAGGACGUAGACAUCCGUGAAGAGAACGAAAAGUUUGCACGUGGAAUGAAAAGAUUACGCUCAACCCCCAUGUGCUCAUCCUCAUGGCAGUACAAGGAGAACGCUUCCAGAUUUCACGCUAUGCAAGAAGACCUCCGCGCAAGAGCAGCACUCAGGCGCUCCCGAUUGGACCAUGGCCAUCGUACCGAUCUUAGUUUACAGGAAGCCAACGUUGAGAUCUCACCGGCGAGAGGAUCCACCAACCGAGCGCCAGAUGCCUACGGCGACUCGAGUGUGCAUGGAUACCAGGCUCCCAGCUUUGAAUAUCAAGCUCAUGCUGGUCGGACCAUCAUCAGCACUUUCAAUGCCACAGAUGUACUCAGCCAACACAAUGGCUGCUCCACCGAACGAGAGUCCGUGGUGCUCAAGCGGUGGCGACAUGCCGACUCAGCCAAAGCGCAUGCUUGGCCCUUGGCCUUCGCCAAUGAUGGGCCUGCAAUCAUACACUAUGUUGCCCCGCCAGUGGCAGGACUUCCCAGAUUGCGUGCCCCAGAAUAUACCAAUCACCCGCAGCAGAGACGCCUGGCUCGUCACAAUCAGAAUCCAAUGAUGCAAUCGCCGCACUUCAGGGGCGCAGGGCCUAUCGCUCGAGCUCGGGUUUCUGGCACUGCUCAUUCGCCUACCAUAGGAACUGGACCUCGUGCACUCAACUCUUAUCAACCACCGCCUCCUGCUCCAAGCGGAGCGCUCUGUGUUGCUCUACCUUCGGGACCUCGUCAUGCUGAAGAGUCUGUCAACAGUCGAAUUGCUUUUGCCAUCAGUACGCCAGUGCAGAGCACUACUAAGCAAGACAAUCGCACACUUAGCGAGAGUGCUUUUCCCUGGCCGCAGGUGAACACAAACCAGCAAAGCCAACAGAGACACAAAGACGCAGCUGGACGGAUCUUCGAAAAGUUUCAGAAUCACGGUGUUGCUGAAGAGAAGAGCCCGGUCCGCCAUGUUCAGAUUGACGAGAAGAAGUUGAAGAGAGCACUUGCCGAAGCUCGGGAGGAGCAGGCUAGGAAGAAGCAGAAGCGAGAAUACCAAGAGAGGGCUGCGGCAGAGAGGGACUGA
This is a messenger RNA of Fulvia fulva, 1671 nucleotides long. RefSeq lists its product as uncharacterized. Bases 1 to 1671 code for a protein of 556 amino acids. The record is from RefSeq and is a predicted model, not a curated record. Lineage: Eukaryota; Fungi; Ascomycota; Dothideomycetes; Mycosphaerellales; Mycosphaerellaceae. The transcript is spliced from 3 exons.